Volvox carteri f. nagariensis is the source of this 1200-nucleotide messenger RNA. RefSeq lists its product as uncharacterized. The transcript has 6 exons. NCBI's taxonomy places the organism in Eukaryota, Viridiplantae, Chlorophyta, Chlorophyceae, Chlamydomonadales, Volvocaceae. Bases 1 to 1200 code for a protein of 399 amino acids. The record is from RefSeq and is a predicted model, not a curated record.
AUGGAGGGAGGGAGGGAGGGAGGCAGGCCGGCGGAGCUCGUCGCUGCGCAAUCCUGCAUCUCCCGGCUGGAAGCGGCUCUCCAGCUGGCACAGCAGCGCGAAGCGGCCUCCUCCGCAGCCCUGGUCGAGGCGGAGGCGGUGGCGCGGCGUAGCGACGAGCUGGCGAUGGCCAACCUGCAGCUCAGUCAGCGACUGGCGGAGUCCAAGGCGGAGAUGGAGAUGGCGGCAUACUAUAAAAAGGCAAGCGGGGUGUGCGGCGAGCUUACGGAGGCCAAAUCCCGGCUUGAGGAGCAGCUGAUGGGGCUGGGCUCGCUGCUGUCAGCGUCGGAGCUGCGGCUGGCAGAUAUGGCGGCGAGAGCGGCGGCAGCGGAUGUGGGUGGUCGAGGGGCAGUUGGGAGCGGGGAGCAUGCGGCACUGGCGGAGUGCCGGGCUCGUGCUGCGGAGAGCUCCAUCGCCUCCGAGGUGGAGCGCCGCUGUGGGGCGGUGCUGUCCAGUCGGGCGCUGUGGCCGCCGGCGCUGCGGGAGGAGGUAGAGGCGUUGGAGGCGAGACUGGCGGCGGCGGAGGCGGAGCGCGGCAUGGCAGUGCAGCGCGCCGAGGCAGCGGCGCGGGCGGAGGGGGAGCUGCGUGAGCAGCUGGGAACCAAGACCGCGGAGCUGGCGCUCCUCACCCAGGAGUCCGCCGCAGCCGCCACUGCCUUUGCGGCUCAGCUGCAGCAACUCCGGGAAGCGCUGGCAGAAUCCCAGGCUCGCGUGGCUGGGCUGCCGGACGACCUGUCGAGGAGCCGGGCGCGCGAGGAGGCAUCCGCAACCAUCGCGGCUGCAGUUGCGGCUCCACGACGGCAUAGUAAUGGCGGCAACGCCGCGACGGCGCCAUCGCCGCCGACUGCCACUGCUGUGAUGACACCCAAGUGGCAGGUACAGAAUAGGGUCGGCGGCGGUGGGUUGUAUAACCUGGACGCCGCCUUCGCCGGGGACCCCGGUGACGGCGGCAACAGCAGCGGUGGUGGCGACGGCAGCGGUUCGGCAGGUACACGCAAGGGCAGCGGCGGGCCGAGCAAUGUGGAUGCUGUGUACAUGAAGAACGUGUUGUUCAAGUUCUUGGAGGCGCACCUGACCAAUAAAGUUCAGGAGCGGGAUAUGCUGCUGCCAGCUGUGGCGACAUUGCUGCAGGUGGGUAGGUGGGUGGUCCUCGUCCCCUAA